Meriones unguiculatus (Mongolian gerbil) is the source of this 12086-nucleotide messenger RNA. It is a transcript of the gene Cacna1d, whose product is annotated as calcium voltage-gated channel subunit alpha1 D. Gene Ontology annotation, biological process: calcium ion import across plasma membrane. Gene Ontology annotation, cellular component: voltage-gated calcium channel complex; membrane. Bases 510 to 5468 code for a protein of 1652 amino acids. The record is from RefSeq and is a predicted model, not a curated record. Gene Ontology annotation, molecular function: high voltage-gated calcium channel activity. The transcript has 41 exons. NCBI's taxonomy places the organism in Eukaryota, Metazoa, Chordata, Mammalia, Rodentia, Muridae.
GGCUGCCCGCGGUCCCGAGCCAGCGGCGGCGGCGGCGGGGCACCGGGCACCGCGGCGGGCGGACGGGCGGCAUGGGGGGCGCGCCGAGCGGCCCGGGCGGCCGGGCGGGCACCACCGCGGCGUCCCUCCGCUAGAGGAGGGGACCAAGCCAAUUCUCCUUUGCAGAAAAAAAAAAAAAAAAAAAAAAAAAAAGAAAGAAAAAAAAAAGAAAAAAAAUUUUUUACAUGUAUAUAUUACCAAGAUAAUAUAUACAUCUGAUUUUAUUUUUUACAAAAAGUUUAUUUUGCUCCAGUUUUCAAAAAAGAAGGAGCGUGGGUGGCAGGCGGUUUUUAUAAAUUCCCCUUAUUUUUUAUUAUUUGUCUCCGUCCUUCCCCACCCCCUGCUGAAGCGAAAAUAAGGGCAGGGACCGCGGCUCCUACCUAUCGGUAACCCCCUUUACCGGUUCCUUCCCCUCCCUAACGUUGAGCAUAGUGCCCUGCACACAGUAGGCGCUCAAUAAAUGUUCCUGGAUGAUGAUGAUGAUGAUGAUGAAAAAAAUGCAGCAUCAACGGCAGCAGCAAGAGGACCACGCGAACGAGGUAAACUAUGCAAGAGGCACCAGACUCCCUAUUUCUGGUGAAGGACCAACUUCUCAGCAGAACAGCUCCAAGCAAACUGUCCUGUCUUGGCAAGCUGCAAUCGAUGCUGCUAGACAGGCCAAGGCCGCCCAGACCAUGAGCACCUCCGCACCCCCACCUGUAGGAUCUCUCUCCCAAAGAAAACGGCAGCAAUACGCCAAGAGCAAAAAACAGGGUAACUUGUCCAACAGCCGACCUGCCCGUGCCCUCUUCUGCUUAUCGCUCAAUAACCCCAUCCGAAGAGCCUGCAUUAGUGUAGUGGAAUGGAAACCAUUUGACAUAUUUAUAUUAUUGGCUAUUUUUGCCAAUUGUGUGGCCUUAGCUAUUUACAUCCCAUUCCCUGAAGAUGAUUCUAAUUCAACAAAUCAUAACUUGGAAAAAGUAGAAUAUGCCUUCCUGAUUAUUUUUACAGUGGAGACAUUUCUGAAGAUUAUAGCGUAUGGAUUGUUGCUGCAUCCUAAUGCUUAUGUUAGGAAUGGAUGGAAUUUACUGGAUUUUGUUAUAGUAAUAGUAGGACUGUUUAGUGUAAUUUUGGAACAAUUAACCAAAGAAGCAGAAGGCGGGAACCACUCUGGUGGCAAAUCAGGAGGCUUUGAUGUUAAAGCCCUCCGCGCCUUCCGAGUGUUAAGGCCACUUCGACUUGUAUCAGGAGUGCCCAGUUUACAAGUUGUUCUGAACUCCAUUAUAAAAGCCAUGGUCCCCCUCCUUCACAUAGCCCUUUUGGUAUUAUUUGUAAUUAUCAUCUAUGCUAUUAUAGGAUUGGAACUUUUUAUUGGAAAAAUGCACAAAACAUGUUUUUUUGCUGACUCAGAUAUAGUAGCUGAAGAGGACCCAGCUCCAUGCGCGUUCUCAGGGAAUGGACGCCAGUGUACCGCCAAUGGCACGGAAUGUAGGAGUGGCUGGGUUGGCCCCAAUGGAGGCAUCACUAACUUUGAUAACUUUGCCUUUGCCAUGCUCACUGUGUUCCAGUGCAUCACCAUGGAGGGCUGGACAGACGUGCUCUACUGGGUAAAUGAUGCGAUAGGAUGGGAAUGGCCAUGGGUGUAUUUUGUUAGUCUGAUCAUCCUUGGCUCAUUUUUCGUCCUUAACCUGGUUCUUGGUGUCCUUAGUGGAGAAUUCUCCAAGGAAAGAGAGAAGGCUAAAGCGCGAGGAGAUUUCCAGAAGCUUCGGGAGAAGCAGCAGCUGGAAGAGGAUCUCAAGGGCUACCUGGACUGGAUCACCCAGGCAGAGGACAUAGAUCCUGAGAACGAGGAAGAGGGUGGAGAGGAAGGCAAACGGAACACUAGCAUGCCCACCAGUGAGACUGAAUCUGUGAACACAGAGAAUGUAAGUGGUGAAGGCGAGACCCAGGGAUGCUGUGGAAGUCUCUGGUGCUGGUGGAAAAGAAGAGGCGCGGCCAAGACUGGGCCCUCUGGGUGUCGGCGGUGGGGCCAAGCCAUCUCGAAAUCCAAACUCAGCCGCCGCUGGCGUCGAUGGAACCGGUUCAGUCGCAGGAGGUGCCGGGCUGCCGUGAAGUCUGUCUCGUUUUACUGGCUGGUGAUCGUCCUGGUGUUUCUCAACACCCUGACUAUUUCCUCUGAGCACUACAACCAGCCAGACUGGCUGACACAGAUCCAAGAUAUUGCGAACAAAGUCCUGUUGGCCCUGUUCACCUGUGAGAUGCUGGUGAAGAUGUACAGCCUGGGCCUCCAGGCAUACUUUGUCUCCCUCUUCAACCGCUUUGAUUGCUUUGUGGUGUGUGGGGGAAUCACCGAAACCAUCCUGGUGGAGCUGGAGCUCAUGUCUCCCCUCGGGGUCUCUGUGUUCCGGUGUGUACGCCUCCUGAGGAUCUUUAAAGUGACCAGGCACUGGACUUCCCUGAGCAACUUGGUGGCAUCCCUGUUAAACUCCAUGAAGUCCAUUGCUUCGCUGCUGUUGCUGCUUUUCCUCUUCAUCAUCAUCUUCUCCCUGCUGGGGAUGCAGCUGUUUGGUGGGAAGUUUAAUUUUGAUGAAACCCAAACCAAGCGAAGCACCUUUGACAACUUUCCACAAGCACUCCUGACCGUGUUCCAGAUCCUGACAGGUGAAGACUGGAACGCGGUGAUGUAUGACGGCAUCAUGGCCUAUGGGGGCCCCUCGUCGUCCGGAAUGAUUGUCUGCAUCUACUUCAUCAUCCUUUUCAUCUGUGGCAACUAUAUCCUACUGAACGUCUUCUUGGCCAUUGCUGUAGACAAUUUAGCUGAUGCUGAAAGUCUGAACACGGCUCAGAAAGAGGAAGCUGAAGAAAAGGAAAGGAAAAAAAUUGCCAGAAAAGAAAGCCUAGAAAACAAAAAGAACAACAAACCAGAAGUCAACCAGAUAGCCAACAGUGACAACAAGGUUACAAUCGAUGAUUAUCAGGAAGAGGCUGAGGAUAAGGACCCUUACCCACCCUGUGAUGUACCAGUAGGUGAAGAGGAAGAGGAGGAGGAGGAGGAGGAGCCUGAGGUUCCUGCUGGCCCCCGUCCUCGAAGAAUCUCAGAGUUGAACAUGAAGGAAAAAAUUGCACCCAUCCCCGAAGGAAGUGCUUUCUUCAUUCUUAGCAAGACCAACCCCAUCCGUGUGGGCUGCCACAAGCUCAUUAACCACCACAUCUUCACCAACCUUAUCCUGGUCUUCAUCAUGCUGAGCAGCGCUGCCCUUGCUGCUGAGGAUCCCAUUCGCAGCCAUUCCUUCCGGAACACUAUACUGGGUUACUUUGACUAUGCUUUCACAGCCAUCUUUACGGUUGAAAUCCUGUUAAAGAUGACAACUUUUGGAGCUUUCCUGCACAAAGGAGCUUUCUGCAGGAACUACUUCAAUUUGCUGGACAUGCUGGUUGUUGGGGUGUCUCUGGUGUCAUUUGGGAUUCAAUCCAGCGCCAUCUCCGUUGUGAAGAUUCUCAGGGUUCUAAGGGUCUUGAGGCCUCUCAGAGCAAUCAACAGAGCAAAAGGACUUAAGCACGUGGUCCAGUGUGUCUUCGUGGCGAUCCGAACCAUCGGCAACAUCAUGAUCGUCACCACCCUGCUGCAGUUCAUGUUUGCGUGCAUUGGGGUGCAGCUGUUCAAGGGGAAGUUCUAUCGAUGCACAGAUGAAGCCAAAAGUAACCCCGAGGAAUGCAGGGGGCUUUUCAUUCUUUAUAAGGAUGGCGAUGUCGACAGUCCCGUGGUCCGUGAGAGGAUCUGGCAAAACAGUGAUUUCAAUUUUGACAAUGUCCUUUCGGCUAUGAUGGCACUCUUCACGGUCUCAACUUUUGAAGGCUGGCCCGCGUUGCUGUAUAAAGCUAUUGACUCAAAUGGAGAGAAUGUUGGUCCCGUCUACAACUACCGUGUGGAGAUCUCUAUCUUCUUCAUCAUUUACAUCAUCAUCGUUGCCUUCUUCAUGAUGAAUAUCUUUGUGGGCUUCGUCAUUGUCACCUUUCAGGAACAGGGAGAAAAAGAGUAUAAGAACUGUGAGCUGGACAAAAAUCAGCGUCAGUGUGUUGAAUAUGCCUUGAAAGCACGCCCCUUACGGAGAUACAUCCCCAAAAACCCAUAUCAGUACAAGUUCUGGUACGUGGUGAACUCCUCACCUUUCGAAUACAUGAUGUUCGUCCUCAUCAUGCUCAACACGCUCUGCCUGGCGAUGCAGCACUAUGAGCAGUCAAAGAUGUUCAAUGAUGCUAUGGACAUUCUAAACAUGGUCUUCACGGGGGUGUUCACUGUUGAGAUGGUUUUGAAAGUCAUCGCAUUUAAGCCCAAGCACUAUUUCACUGAUGCAUGGAACACUUUUGAUGCCCUAAUUGUUGUUGGUAGCGUCGUUGAUAUUGCUAUAACUGAAGUGAAUAACUCUGAAGAGAGCAAUAGAAUCUCCAUCACCUUUUUCCGUCUUUUCCGAGUGAUGCGAUUGGUGAAGCUUCUCAGCAGGGGGGAAGGCAUCCGGACACUGCUGUGGACUUUCAUUAAGUCCUUUCAGGCACUCCCAUAUGUCGCCCUCCUCAUCGCCAUGCUCUUCUUCAUCUAUGCAGUCAUCGGUAUGCAGAUGUUUGGGAAAGUUGCCAUGAGAGACAAUAACCAGAUCAAUAGGAACAACAACUUCCAGACGUUUCCCCAGGCUGUGCUGCUGCUCUUCAGAUGUGCGACAGGGGAAGCCUGGCAGGAAAUCAUGCUUGCCUGCCUCCCGGGGAAGCUGUGUGACCCGGACUCAGAUUACAACCCGGGAGAGGAAUACUCUUGCGGGAGCAACUUUGCCAUUGUAUAUUUCAUCAGCUUUUACAUGCUCUGCGCAUUCCUGAUCAUCAACCUCUUUGUGGCCGUUAUCAUGGACAAUUUUGACUAUCUGACUCGGGACUGGUCUAUUCUGGGGCCUCACCACUUGGAUGAAUUCAAGAGGAUAUGGUCAGAAUACGACCCUGAAGCAAAGGGAAGGAUAAAGCACCUUGACGUGGUCACUCUGCUCCGACGAAUCCAGCCUCCCCUGGGGUUUGGAAAGUUAUGUCCACACCGAGUAGCAUGUAAGAGGUUAGUUGCCAUGAACAUGCCUCUCAACAGCGAUGGGACCGUCAUGUUCAAUGCAACGCUGUUUGCUUUGGUCCGGACGGCACUCAAGAUCAAGACUGAAGGGAACCUGGAACAAGCUAAUGAAGAACUCCGAGCUGUGAUAAAGAAGAUCUGGAAGAAGACAAGCAUGAAGCUGCUUGACCAAGUUGUGCCUCCAGCUGGUGAUGAUGAGGUAACCGUGGGGAAGUUCUAUGCCACUUUCCUGAUACAGGACUACUUUAGGAAAUUCAAGAAACGGAAAGAGCAAGGCCUGGUGGGGAAGUACCCUUCGAAGAACACAACGAUUGCCCUGCAGAUGCUUGAACGGAUGCUUUAGAGUUCUCUGCCUGAGCUACCGCACCAAGCUGCUUAGUCCGAAGGCACUUGUGGCUAAGGCCUUGAAAGGGCAAACUCACUCGGGCUUAUUUCUACUGACGCAGCAUUUCAGGAGAAAUGCAGGCAAGAGCAAUCCCAAAGCCCCGGGGAGACCCCUUCCGAGCAAGGCACUCCUCCGGAAGGCAGAAGCGGGGCUGUGGCUCGUCUGUGGAGCCAUGGCUGCCUGUUGCGGACACUGCUCAUGGUGGCUCCUUUUCAUGAAAGGGAACGUAUGAGUUACGGUUCUCCAUUCCAAGCCAGAGACUCAGUGAAAGGGACAGAGUGAGAGAGAGAGAGAGAGAGAGCAAGAGAGAGAGAGAGCAAAGGAGAAGGGCAGCUGUCCCACUGAGAAAUAAAAUGAACACAACUUGCUGAUGCUGGCCAGUAAAAAAUUUAAAAAAUAAAUUAAAUGUUAUAUAUAUACAGAGAUGUGUAUAUAUAUAUAAUAAAAAGAUUAAGCAGACCUGCCUAUGGUGGGCAGCUGACUCUGUCCCAAAGUCCUGCAUCCCUAGUUUGCCCGAACUCCCAAAGACUGGCAGGCCGAUUGGAACUGAGCAGACAGAGUUUUUUUUCUAUGCCCGUACGUCAUGACCUCCUGACCGCCUGGCCCUGCUUGCUGCAGUGGCCCAGUCCAGAAUGCACUAAUAAGUGGAAGGCCAGGAAGCUCAGACACACCCAUUGAAACUAACACAUACACCCGCAUGCCAAAACCAACCAGGCAACACCUCAGGUUCCAUCUUUCCGUGUCUGCGGGAAAUGCCACCACACCCAAACCUCAUCUAACAUUGUCCGUCUGUAACUUGCGCUCAGAGCCAGUCUGGGAUGCCUCUUUGGAAACAGUAUGGUCUGGUUUCAAGGACACUGGGAGUCAGGGAACCUGGGUUCUAGUCCCAGCUCCAGCAUUCACUUGCUGCGUGACCUUGGGCAAGACACUUAACCUCUCUGUGCCUCAGUUUCCCCAACUGUAAAAUGGGGGUAAUAAUGUCGACCUACCUCACAGGGCUGUUGUGAGGAAUGGCUAAGUGACUGUAAAGCUCCUUGGACGUGUAAUUGCUUAUUAUUAAGAGUACUACAAUAAUAAUAUCAUAUGCCUGUUUACCACCAGAACUUUAUGAAAUUCUCGCUUUGGUUUGAUCUCUUUUCUGUUCUGUACUGUAGUUAUCCACCAAGAAUCCUCCCCUUUUUAAAGAUACUAGGAAAUGUGUAAAGAUGCAAAUGGAUAACCUGUCAGGCCAUAUUUCCACAUAGUUAAUAACAACAGAUUUUUGCCCAAAAUGUUGGUUGAUGAGAGCUUUGCCCUCAAAUUUGAAACUCAUCCCCAGAGGGGGUCAAGUCUGUACCUCUGAUAUUAGUCUAAGAUACCCAAAGUGGUCAAGGAGGAUCAGUAUUCAAAGAGCAAAGGUUUCCAAUUCAUUGGUCUCCACUUGGAGUGCAGAGCCUGGAGUGGUGUGUGUCUGUGUCUGCGUGUACAUGAGUGGGUGGGGUGGGGUGGAUAAUGAGGUGAGGUGAAAAGGUGAGGAAAAGGGAGCUGGGACUCUGUGCAGCCCCGUUCUGGCUGAAAGAGGUGCUCCUCCAAGCAUUGUCGGUAUGCAGCUCUCCUGAAAGCCAGGUUGAGAUGGGAAGGGCCCCCAGUGGGCAGCAUGCUUCCUUCAGACCUUUCCCAGGGAAACCAAGAGGGGCUUCCUUUAGUGACAUCUUGUGCCUAUGACAUUUGCUCUUGACCACAGAGGUUCCCUGACAUGUGGCUCGACUUUCCUACAUCAUGGUGGACUUCCUGGCCUCACUAUGGAGACAGGUCAAGCUGAGGCCCAUGCAUGGAUGAUAGUGAGACUGGGAGCUCAUGUGGCUUUUAUUCAUUCUCAUAGCUUAAAGGCCCCCAUGGGUGGUGGUGUGGGAAUGGAAGAGAGCCAAGCCAUACACCCUGCUAUGCCUGGCCCCUUGGGAAAGGUCAAAGGUCUGAUAGUAAUGUGGUACCCACAGCUGUUGCCUCAAGCAUUCAAGUCUCUCAGCCAGGAGCCUGGCCCCUCUCCCACAUUUCCCCAUGCUCCAGCAACCACAGGGCUAAAUGUUUAUUCCACAUCUCUGGGAUCACCUCUCUGAUGACUGGGCGGUGUCUGGGUGAGACACUGUAUCAGAAUCCACAGAGAACUGAUAUAUCACCCCUGAGAGGGAAACUGGCCAGCCUUGCAGAACAUGGGUUGAAAAAAGAUUGUGUAUUAGGCAAGCAGCUCCCCUGGCCCACCCCUCCCACCCUGGCCUUGGUAUCACUUCUGUUUCUAGAUCCUCAUGUAGUUCUAGAGGGUAAGGUUGUACCUGCAUUUCUCCAUAUAUCACCUAAACCCAUAGAAGCUGGAAAAUGUUAACUUGCUUACAAGCCUGGUUUAAAGAAUCCCUGGGAAUGACAUUCCUAUGGGCCUGGCUGUGUUGCUAAGAACAGAGUCGGUUGGUCAGCAGCCAAGGCUACUUUAGGGAAGCCAGCCAACAACAGAGAGGGCUGCCCUCAGGUUCCACACACAGGGAGCCAGGCUUCCUGACAUUCAGGUCAAACUGCAGAAGCCACUGUCAUUUUCCUCAGAGCCAUGGCAGAAGAGUAAGCAUUCAGCAGAGAGGAAGAUUUAAGAGCCUAGUCAGUCUUUAUGUUCAAAAUCUUUCAAAACAAGUGCAGCAAACCUGGUACCCAGUGCCUGAAUCCAUGGUGCUAAACUUUUAGCAUCUGUCACAGGGAAGCAAAGGUAGGGUGGGAAGUAGGGUCUUCUUAGAAUCAAAUGUCAUGGUAUGUCCCUGUUCAGAAUUAGUCCACAGGAUGACUAGCACAGUUUUCUGGAAGAGGGAGGUUGGUCUAUACUGAGAGGAGUCACCAUUGUGUCCCAAAGUCCUUAAUGAAAAAGUUAAGGCAAAUGAUCUAACAGUAAAACUCUUAUUAUGAUCGCAUGUGAUUUAGUAAUAUGCACCCAGUAACCCUCAGUAGCCUAAUGUAUAGCUGCUCCAUUAUCUACAGGAAAGAGCUUGGUAAGUGAAACUUAGGGUUUCCAGGUGAGUGGGUGCCUGGGUGAACUUGCUCUCCUUGGUUACGUUGUAGGUCUGAGAAAGUUGACUCUUUGGGAUAAUGAAACAUCCUGGAAACAACCUAUGAUGGAGUGUUGAAGGCAGCCAGACAUGGCAGAUCCUGCCUGUUGUACUGAAACUUGAGAGGAAGAGGCAAAGGCUGGCUUAGAGAAGCCACAUAACAGACAGAGGUGGAGAAAAGUAGCAGGAUCACAGGAGCAGAAAGCUAAGACUGAGGCCACAGCAGUGUCACUUGUUGGAGGAUGGAUUGGUUCAGCAGUUCUCAAACAUUUGAUCCUAGAAUCUUUCUAUUCUUAAAAUUUAUCAAGAACCCUUGUAUAUCAGUAUUUCCUGUCUUAUAAAUCAAAGCUGAUUAAUUUUAUAAACACAGAAUAUGUAAGCACAAAGAUGCUGGGUGGUGGUGACAUCACCAUGUCGCUCAGCCUUGGGAAACCUCACUGCACACUCAUGAGAGAGUAAGAGUACACAAGGCCAAGGACAUCCAUUGUUACACAAAUCACAGUGACCUCAUGGACCCCUGAAGGAGUCUCAGGAUGCCUUGAGGUCUACAAACUACACCUUGAAACACAUUGCUCUGAGGUGAUGACCCAAAGUUCCCUUUAAAGGCAGAAGAUGCUGGAGCCUCAUGACCAUCUGUGCUCAAGAGACUUCUGCAUAGCUGCAGCACUUCUCACUGGAAUGCUUCUGCUCCUCUGCCCAUGUAGCCCACACGUCCUUCUAACUUAGGCCAAGGGUCAAGCGAUAUGGUCACACCUCACUACAUGUGCUGAUCUGGAAGAGCAGUUGUUAAAAUUAGUGUUAGAAAUAUGUUCAAAAUCUCCACCACCUCUGGGUAGCACAAGUGAGAAUGAGAGUGUGUGUGCGAUCAAGGUGGAAGGGCUCAGUGCACGAGGCCCCUGGAUUAGUCCCCGGCCAAAAAAUAAAAAUAAACAAUAAAGUGGAUCUGCAACAGACAGGAAGUCUCUCUGGUCCUUUUCAGGGGGAGAGAGUCAGAGGAGACGUAGGUAAAGGUUUUAAAUCUCCUCCUUAGCUUUCAGAAUGCAGCGGCACAUAUGAUUUGUACAGCCCAGGGCCGCCCCUCAGUAACUCAUGGUCUGAAGUUACCUCAGACUACUCAAGGAGAGGAGUGUUCUCUAUAAAUGAGUAACACGGUGUCGUGCCCAUGAUCCUAACCUUUAUAUCUAACACAAGCUGCUCAUAAUGGACACAAAGGCCACCCCAUGAUAUUUCCCUGAAGGAAAGUGACGGGAUAAUAGGGGGUGUGUCCAAGUGUGCAGAGGAGGCAGAGGACAGCGUGUAGAGAAGCACGUUCAUUCUAUUAGAAUUUAAUCUCCAGCCCUGUCUUCUAAUAGAGCUAAUCUAAAACUGUCCCCUGUAAUUAAGUAUGGGCCAAUCCCUGUGUGCCCCCAAGAAAAUGAACCAAUUAAUCAAUAGUGAGGUGACUGCGUAGAGCCGGCUUGGGCUGAAUGAGGCGUGUCUGGGUUGAGCAGCAGGCUCUGCCAGGGUAAACGUUCUUUGGCAGGAGCCUGAAGCCCUGGCACCCACACUGUGAAGAUGGAGGGUCCCUCCCAGGGCCGCCUGGAGGCUUGCCUUUCUCUCCUUCACUGCUACAGCGUAGGUCUGGGUGGGUCUCUGGGUGUCUGUGUAUGAAUGCUGUGGAGUGUGAGCUAGCAGAUGGCUGGCGUGUCACGGAGAGCAAACACCUUUCCAAUGCAUUCAGAUAUACUGCAUCACCCCUGAGAGGGAGCAAAGAAGGUAAACGGGCACUCCUGCUCCUCAGCAGAACGUUGUUUUAUGCUGUUGCUUCAGAGGUGUUUAGAGAUAAUUUAUUUUUGGUGACUUAAUCAUUAAGUAGCGUAAAUAUCUAUAAAAUUCCAAUUAAAUGGUGUCUAAAACUUAAAGGAGCAAUCUACAGGCAAAGCGCCAACAUUUCUUUUUUAAACAAAUAUUUAUGAUAAUAGCUAGCAUUUUAAAGUCAAACAGAAACUAGGCUUGAUCCUGUUUAAUAUUUUGUAAGAUUGGACAUCUUAAAACACGUCAAUAAUGUUUAUAUUUCAUAGCAACUCUGUGUUUAUUCAAAACCAUAACUCUACUGUGAUGUUAAUGGAAUGACUUUAUAAGGCUUUGUGUGGAUUUAACUGCUGACCACAUUUAAAAUUAAAACAAUAUUUUUGCUGAUAGAGAUAAUACUUACACAAAAUAUGAAAGACAAGAAAGUUUUACUUACUGUAAAGUUUUUUAAAAAGAAGUUGUUGAGAAUGACUAAUUUCUCUGAGGGUUUAAGGUAGUUGUCUGUAAUUCCGGAACUGGGUUCUGUGCCUAUGGGAUUUUGGAACAGCCUAAGCUACCUUUUAGGUUGAUAUGUGUGCUAGAACAAUUUUCAUUCUCAUGUUUUGUGAUAUGUAAUAAAUUCAGGGUGCUGUGCUUAAGCUUCAUUUCAAUUCUAGUUGGAAACCCAUGUGUUGGUCCCCUGCCCCCAGGCCCUACGCAAGAGAGCGAAGUCAGCCCACUCUUGCCAGGUGUGCUUUGCAAACUAGGAUCAUGAUUCCCAAACCCUCCACUUUCACAUCUGGGAAGAGUGAUGCCGUCUCUCCUCCUUUGGUGUCUCUUUAAGAAAUGUUUUGUCAUUAUUUGUUUUGGGAAGUGGUACGCCAAGCCACCUCUCAACCCUCUCCAUGAUUUAUGUUGCGAACAGAUCCUUCGUCCUGUGUCUGUUUACUGCCCAUUCAUGUCAACUGAAUCCUAAUCUUGUGUAACUCUGAAGAUGUGCUGGAGACAGUUUCUGUUUUCAUUAUGCAACUGUUAUAUGUGUAUUUCAGUGAAAUGUCAACUCAUCAACAGAGGAUGAUGUUAAAAAUUAUCCAAAUAAAUAGUUUUCUAUUUCUUUUAAUCACACCUAGUCCAGUCAGUUAAAUGGCAGCGAGACUGCUGUUUCAGCUGGGAAUGACGCUGGCCCCUAUGCCUCGCAAGUUAUGCAUUAAUGUAUACAGUUUACCUCGAGAGUGUCGAUCAUGGUGAAUACAACCCACAUUGAUUUUUGCGGCUACAACAGAGGUUUCAAGCCUAUGUCUUCUUGUGUGACCUUCAACUAUGUAACAGACCUCUCCCCCAAAUUCAGACAAGGGGACUUCCACCACGGUUAUUGUGUCUUGAUAAUUGCACCCUAGAAAACGGAAUAAGUGGGUAUGGCCUUUCUUCACAUGGCUGCAGUUGUGCUCACUGAGCACUUCCUACCAGGACAACACUGGAGUUGUCUUCGUGGUAUUUCUGAGGCCUAGAGGUGGGUCUGUUAGAGACCUAGAAAGUAUGCUGGACUUUGGAAUCUUAACAGAGGGUGUGUGUGUGUGUGUGUGUGUGUGCCUGCCUGUGUGUGUAUGUAUGUGUGUGUGCGUGCACCUACCUGUGUGUGCCUGUGUGUGUAUUCGUGUAUGCGUAUGUACAUGCGUGCCUGCCUGUAUAUGUGUGUGUGUGCGAGUACGUGCGUGUGUGUGUGUGUGCGAGUACGUGCGUGUGU